CAUGCACCUCCCGCUCGGCGUGGUGUCCCAGCUCCUCGCGUCCGUCGCGGGAUGGCUUGGCCACUCCGGAUACGGUGACAAGCUCGUGUCGCCCUCGACAGUCAAAGAGAUCGAUGCGGUGCGACAGCGCUGGGGCAUCGCCGGUAUGGCCGUGGCGGUGGUCACAAGCCCGCGCUCGCGGCACGGCAAGGGCGUGCAGCUCCUCAACUUCGGCACAGCGACCAACGACGGCGCCCCAGUCACCUCCGACAGCCUCUUCUGCAUCGCAUCCAACUCGAAGCUGUUUGCAGCGCUGUCCGUGCUCAAAAUGAUCGACGAUGGCGUCACCCUCCCAAAUGGAGCGCCGCUCACCCUCCGCACAAAGGUCAAGGACGUGUUUCCGGAGUGGCGCCUGGUGGACUCAUACGCUGCGGACGCGGCUGACAUCGCCGACCUCAUGUGUACGCGACAUACCGUUCGAAGCUGACAUCAGCGAUGCGGUCCGGCUUACCUUCACACGACUUUUCGUACGACCACGUAACUGCCGCACAGACGGUGGCCAACCUCGCCCAUCUCCGCCCUUCCGCCGAGUUCCGCUCCAUCUUUCAGUAUCAAAACGGGCACUAUGUUGCGCUGUCGCACAUAGUGCCGACACUCACGGGCGUACCGUUCACCGAGUACGUCGCGGAGCACUUCUUCGCGCCAGUGGGCAUGAAUUCCACGACGUACAACCACACAGCGGCCGCGGAGAGCGGGCAUCGGACGGACGGCCACACACACACAGGCGUGAACAUGACCGAGUGUGUCGCGAAAUCCACCGCUGAAGGAUACAAGAAGCGAUCCAAGGCUUGCCACGGCAAAAUCGCGCCCUUCGGCUGGUUCACAGACACAGAUGGCACGGACCUGGCAGGGGCCGGCGGAGUCGUGAGCUCUGCCCGCGAUGUCGCGCGCUGGCUCGCCGAGCUGCUCGAUCCAACUGUGGUGCCUGCGCGCCUCAUCGGGGCCGCUGCCGAGCCCCGGAACGUGAUCGGCGGGAAGCCAAUGCCAGGCGCCGACGGCAUGCCGACGCUUUAUGGAGCGGGGCAGUUCAUCCAGCCGUACCGCGGCCACCGCGUCGUAAGCCACACGGGCGGCGUGCCCGGCCAGCUGACGCUGCUCGCGCGCCUGCCGGAGGCAGGCGUGGCCGUGGCUGUGCUGACGAACGACGCCGAUUUCGGGUACUACGCGUUCAACACAGUAUUCGCGGCGAUCGUAGACGGCCUGCUGGAUCUCGAGCCGCUGAACGUCGAGCAAGAGUGGUUCCGGCAGUACAUCUCGAAGGCGCCCGGACAGCCGAAGCGCGGCGCGGCGCCGGCGUACGGCUUCCACGCCGUACCGGGGCGAUACGAGGGCGCGGGGUAUGGCGCGUUCGACCUCGCCCCGCUUAACGCGAGCGACGCGGUGUAUGCGCGCUUCCCCGCUGAGCUCGCGCGCUUUGGCUUGGCCAGCCAGCACGUGUUCGUCGCGCCCUUCUCGCGCAUCUUCGCUACCCACAUCGUGUUCAGUCAUUGGGACGGGCCGCACUUCAACUGGACGAUCUUCAUUGCGCGGCAUCCCAAGCAAGGCUACGGGAAGGGCACGCGCGCGAGCGGACCUGCGAUCAUUACACCGCGCGGAAUCGGCAUGUUCGGCGGGUUUAGUGUGCCGGGCGCAGGCGCGCCGCCAAAGGAGAUUAGUGUGGAGGCGUCGGAGGCGGGGAGCGAGGUGUGGUUCGAGCAUAAAAGGAGGUCGUAGGCCGUGGGUGAGAGCUGUGAGUCCGGACGGUGGUGGAGAACUUCGAUUAGGACACUAUGCCAGAGAGGUGGAUGUUUGGG
Molecule: messenger RNA, 1832 nt
Organism: Cutaneotrichosporon oleaginosum
Lineage: Eukaryota; Fungi; Basidiomycota; Tremellomycetes; Trichosporonales; Trichosporonaceae
Source: RefSeq, a predicted model, not a curated record